This is a messenger RNA of Lutra lutra (Eurasian river otter), 2287 nucleotides long. It is a transcript of the gene KAT5, whose product is annotated as lysine acetyltransferase 5. The record is from RefSeq and is a predicted model, not a curated record. NCBI's taxonomy places the organism in Eukaryota, Metazoa, Chordata, Mammalia, Carnivora, Mustelidae. The transcript is spliced from 13 exons. Gene Ontology annotation, molecular function: histone acetyltransferase activity. Gene Ontology annotation, biological process: regulation of DNA-templated transcription. The coding region runs from base 223 to 1863 and encodes 546 amino acids.
GUUGUGCGCAGUUCGGGGAUUCCGCCCAGGACUCGGACCGAAACUUAAAACACCCCACUCUCCCGCCAGCCAAACGGCACGGCUGCCUGCUUCCAGCCGGACAGUCGUGUCUCUCAAAAGUCUUCUUCUAAAGCGGCUUCAAGAGGCGCGGGCCUACGGCGCGUUGAACCCCGGAAGUGACGUCUCCCAGAGGGGCCGGAAGUGGCAGUGGAGGGAGGGAAGAUGGCGGAGGUGGUGAGUCCGGUGCCCGGGGCGGGGCGGAGGGAGCCAGGGGAGGUGGGUAGAACCCGAGGCCCCCCAGUAGCCGACCCUGGCGCCGCGCUGUCUCCCCAGGGGGAGAUAAUCGAGGGCUGCCGCCUGCCCGUGCUUCGGCGGAACCAGGACAACGAAGAUGAGUGGCCCCUGGCCGAGAUCUUGAGCGUGAAGGACAUCAGUGGCCGCAAGCUUUUCUACGUCCAUUAUAUUGACUUCAACAAACGCCUGGAUGAAUGGGUGACCCACGAGCGGCUGGACCUAAAGAAGAUUCAGUUCCCCAAGAAAGAGGCCAAGACCCCCACCAAGAACGGACUUCCUGGGUCUCGCCCCGGCUCUCCAGAGAGAGAGGUGCCGGCCUCCGCCCAGGCCAGCGGGAAGACCUUGCCAAUCCCGGUCCAGAUCACACUCCGCUUCAACCUGCCCAAGGAGCGGGAGGCCAUUCCCGGUGGCGAGCCUGACCAGCCGCUCUCCUCCAGCUCCUGCCUGCAGCCCAACCACCGCUCAACGAAACGGAAGGUGGAGGUGGUUUCACCAGCAACUCCAGUGCCCAGCGAGACAGCUCCAGCCUCGGUUUUUCCCCAGAAUGGAUCAGCCCGUAGGGCAGUGGCAGCUCAGCCAGGACGGAAGCGAAAAUCAAAUUGCUUGGGCACUGAUGAGGACUCCCAGGACAGCUCAGAUGGAAUACCGUCAGCGCCACGCAUGACUGGCAGCUUGGUGUCGGACCGGAGCCACGACGACAUUGUCACCCGGAUGAAGAACAUCGAGUGCAUCGAGCUGGGCCGGCACCGCCUGAAGCCUUGGUACUUCUCCCCGUACCCGCAGGAGCUCACCACGUUGCCCGUCCUCUACCUCUGCGAGUUCUGCCUCAAAUACGGCCGCAGCCUCAAGUGUCUGCAGCGUCACUUGACCAAGUGUGACCUGCGACAUCCUCCGGGCAACGAGAUUUACCGCAAGGGUACCAUCUCUUUCUUUGAGAUUGACGGCCGUAAGAACAAGAGUUAUUCCCAGAACCUGUGUCUCUUGGCCAAGUGUUUCCUCGACCACAAGACGUUGUAUUAUGACACAGACCCCUUCCUCUUCUAUGUCAUGACAGAGUAUGACUGCAAGGGUUUCCACAUAGUGGGCUACUUCUCCAAGGAAAAGGAAUCCACGGAGGACUACAACGUGGCCUGCAUCCUGACCCUGCCUCCCUACCAGCGCCGGGGCUAUGGCAAACUGCUCAUCGAGUUCAGCUAUGAACUCUCUAAAGUGGAAGGGAAAACAGGGACUCCUGAGAAGCCCCUCUCAGACCUUGGCCUCUUAUCCUACCGGAGCUACUGGUCCCAAACCAUUCUGGAGAUCCUGAUGGGGCUGAAGUCAGAGAGCGGGGAGAGGCCACAGAUCACCAUCAAUGAGAUCAGUGAAAUCACCAGCAUCAAGAAGGAGGAUGUCAUUUCCACUCUACAAUACCUCAACCUCAUCAACUACUACAAGGGCCAGUAUAUCCUCACGCUGUCAGAGGACAUCGUGGAUGGACACGAAAGAGCUAUGCUCAAGAGGCUCCUUCGGAUCGACUCCAAGUGUCUGCACUUCACUCCCAAGGACUGGAGCAAGAGGGGAAAGUGGUGACCGGACAAUGGCCACAGCAGUGGCGACAAAGGAGAACUGGGGCUGACGGCACAUCCCACCCCUACCGGGGCCCCCGAGAGGCACACCAAGGGAGGUGGCGCUGAGGACAGCGCCAUAAGGAGAGGACAGGCCUGGUAGGGGCUGCUGGUGCCUAGCACCAGGGUAAGCUCAGGGCUCAGAUCAGCUCCAAGGUCAGCUGGCUGCAGGUCUGGGCCUGCUGUGAACCAGAGACUGGACAGAGCCAGGCAGCUGUGUACAGUGGGAUAGGGGGGUGGGGGAGUGGGUGCACUCUGUACAGGGGGCCAGUGGCUGUAAAAAUUUCUUUUGUAAAGUAGGAGUUGGGUGGGGAGGGGUCCUGGCUACAAAAUUCUGGCCUCUUUUGCCCUCACUGCCCCUUGGAAAUAAACUGUUUCUAUGGGCCAGA